GCAGGAGCAUCACUUGGGCAUCCGUCUUCCUUCACCAAAAACAUGCCGAAGGAAGAGGAAGAUACAUGCCAGUCUCUCCUCAGAAGCAAGCUCGAAGCUUCUCUCCAGAGGAUUAGCUUCCUGGAGAUGGAGAAUGAGCAGCUGAGAAGAGAGAAUGCUCUGCUUCGAGCCCAGGAUGCUGAUAGGAGAUCGACGCCGAGGAAGAAAACACAGGCUUUUGUUGGCAGCAUCAGCUCAUCGCAGGAGAAGCAAAUGUAUCAGACCGGCACCGAUGAUGGGUUGCAAUGCGAGAACUCGAUUUCCAGAACAGAGUUAUUCGGCACGUCUGUGGCAGCCAGGACAAGAUCGCCUAGAGUGCCGAAUCCGCCCCCGAGUCCCAAAUCCUCUUCCCCGACAGCGAAACCAAGCAAGGAAACCGGGUUGCCUCCGCCGCCACCGCCGCCGCCGCUGCCGCUGCCUUUGUCUUCUUCGAGGUCGAGUUGCAGGUCCAUCAAGGCAGUGCGAAGGGUGCCGGAAGUGUUGGAACUCUAUCGAUCUCUGACAAGGAAAGAAGGGAAGUCAGACACGAGAGCCGGCAGCCUGGGAGUUCCUGCUGCUACAAAUGCUCGAGAAAUGAUAGGCGAGAUUGAGAACCGAUCCGCCUAUCUCCUCGCUAUAAAGUCGGAUGUGGAGACGCAGGCUGAAUUCAUCGGCUUCCUCACCAGGGAGGUAGAAAACGCAGCUCACGGGGACAUCUCCGAAGUGGAAGCAUUCGUGAAGUGGCUGGACGACGAGCUUUCCUACUUGGUGGACGAGAGGGCGGUGCUCAAGCACUUCCCCAAGUGGCCGGAGAAGAAGGCGGAUGCGAUGAGGGAAGCGGCGGUCGGCUACCGGGAGCUGAAGAACCUGGAAGGUGAGCUCUUCUCCUUCCGCGACGACAAGCGACAGCCCACCUCCGUCGCCCUCAAACGCAUGCAGGCGUUGCAGGACAAAUUGGAGCGCAGCGUGCACAACAUCGAGAGGGUGAGGGAGAGCGCGAGCAAGAGGUACAGAGAUCUCAAAAUCCCUUGGCAGUGGAUGCUCGACAGCGGCAUCAUCGCCCAACUAAAAUUGGGAUCCAUGAACCUGGCAAAAGAGUACAUGAACCGAGUUGUGACUGCGGUGAAGCUUGAUGCGUUCUCGGAUGACGAGGAAGUAAUGCUACAGGGUGUUCGAUUUGCUUACCGUGUGCACCAGUUCAUCGGUGGAUUUGAUGAAGAAUGCAAGCAUGCGUUCCAAGAACUGAGGAAGGUAGCAUGUGAUUGAUUGCUAGUAUUCAACGCGGGAAUUACCCGCGAACAAAGAGUUGGACGAGUCCUCACGAGAACCAUAGCCACAUCAUUUUGAGGACAUUGGCAGCAUCAAAGUCAAGAUUUUGAGUACGUUAUGUUUUGCCAGUAAAAUUGUAGUAAUUCAUUUCCUUUAUGUUUGAUGCAUGUUGGUAAGAUUUUUGUAAUUCUUCCAAGGCGAUAAAACGUUAUGUUUCGCCUGUAAAAUUUUAGU
Messenger RNA from Musa acuminata subsp. malaccensis (wild Malaysian banana), 1521 nucleotides. RefSeq names its product INCREASED PETAL GROWTH ANISOTROPY 1-like protein 1. The record is from RefSeq and is a predicted model, not a curated record. Lineage: Eukaryota; Viridiplantae; Streptophyta; Magnoliopsida; Zingiberales; Musaceae. Gene Ontology annotation, biological process: chloroplast organization. Gene Ontology annotation, cellular component: chloroplast outer membrane.